UUACCAACCAUUAGAUUCCUCACAGCUCAGAAUGAGGGACUCGAUCUCCCUUGUCAGCCAGUCGUCAACGUUUCAGGCCAGCCGUUCCCCUGCGAAACCCAAUGCCUGGGCAUGUAAAAGGAUCACUUAGAAUCCAGGCUUGGAGCCCUACCUUAGGGCACACACUUAUUUUUUUAUUUCUCCCCAUUCAGAGCAUUGUUUCUAAGCAACAGAAGAAAGCUUCAGCCUUGUACGAAGCAGUAGCCUAGUCUCCUUCAGCUGCAGCAGGGCAAAGGAGGAACAACAGCAUCAAGAGUAAAUUCCAUCCUAAAGCUACCACGAGAUAGAGAUUCCAAAGCCCCGAUCCUUUUAAUAAUCAUUGUACAAGACAGAGAGUCUGACGCAGGUUGGAUCUUAGUAAGCAGUCUGAGUUGCGGCAGCCUUUCCACCAACUAGAAAACACCCCCCAUUCAUGGAAAGGAAACGUCUAAAAAAAGAGAUUGAAAAACUCUUAGGCGAUUAUGUUGGCAUCAGACUUCGGGAAAAUGAAUUUGAUCCAAAAGGAAGACAGCAGACCACCUUUCUCGAUGAUAUGGCUCAUUACAACUUGGCCAUCAAUGUUGCUUUACUGUGGCUGAAUGAUUCAGAAACCCAAAGUCCUUUGGCAAAAGGGAAAAGGAAUUUGCCGCUUCACAGCAGAUACAUCUAUCCCAACCGAACUGAGAGAGAAGCCAUGAUUUUAUCAUUUUAUGCCGGGAUCUUAAUGAACAGCAUCCCCAUUGAAGACAUCUUUGAGAUUUACAGCACGGGGCCCUCAGCAACACGCUGGCACCGCUCUGCCAAAGGUCACCAGAUUCACCCUUUCAACCUCUCAUUGCAUCCUUUUGCCAUGCUGACAGCCCCGAAAGCUGUGGAACAUGACUGGAAACAGAGUGUCAAGUUUCAAAAGGCAGCAGCAAAUCAACAUGCCACCACCAAUUCAACAAGAACAAAUAGGGACUGCAAGCGAUCAGAAUCUCCAUCAACAGCAAAACAGCCAGACAACAAAGAGGCUAGAAAACAGUUUAAGCAAGGAAUCUUUCCAGAGGACCUUGCAACAAAGAGUGGGAAUGAAGAAGAGAUGUAACAAGAAGCUAGGUCUCAUGACUCUUACCCAAGACAGUGCUGUGCAAUUCAUUUUUGAGGUGGGAUGGGGAGGGUUGGUCCCUAGAUUUUGGUGAGGCAGGUGUGCUACUUUUGUAUUUGAAUGGCUGUUUUAGCCCUCUUGGCUCUGUUAUGGAAACAGGCUGCCUACCUCAAUGUGAGGCAUAUUACCCUCAAGUUCAUCUUUAAGUAUUACUGUUCCUUUCCAUAUUAGUUGCCAUUUGAUUUCUUGAAGGGAUGAGCUAAAGCUAGCAGUUGUACUCCUAGUUUUCAACACAGCUUUCACAUCAUAGCUUAGCAUUUCUCCCUCCCCUUUUCUGUAUCUUUAAUAGCUCACUCCCAUGCUGAUGUAGUCCCUGAUUCAGCAAAGACUUUGAGCACGCUAAGAAGACCAUCUCUGUUCAGCAAAGCAAGUGCUUAAGUCCCAUUAAGUCAAUGGGACUUCAGUGCUUUGCAGAAUCAGGAUGCCUUGCUCAAUCAGGGCCACAGAGCCUCACCCAGUUCCUAUUGAAGGCAAGGAGAGGUUUUCUUUUCUUUAAUAUGAGUUGUAUUAGACCCAAUCUGAGUAGAAAUUCUCAUUGAUAAGGGAUGUUUAGGAUGCAAUGGACAGAGUGAUAUCAUUAUUCUUUAUGUUUUAUCUUGCACAUUAAAAUGCUAUAGGGUUAAAAACAAAUUACUAAGAAUGGCCAAAGGAUAUCCGUCAGUAAAGACAAAUGUCUCAGAAGUUCCUAGCUAUGCUGGUAUAUUAUACAGUUGUAUUAAUACAUACCCAAGUAUGGUUUGUAUACUAACUUUAUGUAUACAAAAGAAAAUAAAACCUUU
Molecule: messenger RNA, 1944 nt
Organism: Dermochelys coriacea (leatherback sea turtle)
Lineage: Eukaryota; Metazoa; Chordata; Testudines; Dermochelyidae
Gene: C11H2orf80
Product: chromosome 11 C2orf80 homolog
Exons: 9
Coding region: 452-1105 (217 amino acids)
Source: RefSeq, a predicted model, not a curated record